This is a messenger RNA of Paramuricea clavata, 1299 nucleotides long. The record is from the annotation of a GenBank genome assembly. NCBI's taxonomy places the organism in Eukaryota, Metazoa, Cnidaria, Anthozoa, Malacalcyonacea, Plexauridae.
AUGAGCAAUUGCUUUGAAUUACAAAAGAACAAACUCAUCUGGAAUGGCGACUUAAGCGAAUUAAAGUCCUACGUCGCAGAAAAGUUAAACAUAAAUGGUAAAUGGAAAUCACCGUCAGGUGGACGCUGGUUAUUUACUAGCGAUGCUUUGUCUAUAACCUGGUAUUGUAAAAGCAAAACUGUCUUAUUUCAAGGUCCUCGUGGCAGCGAAGUGGCUGACUCUUUGAAGAAAAAUAUCGAUGCAUCGCGAAUUGCAAUAGUGAAAGAUGCCGAGCUAAUCAUUGCUACCCCUGCUGUUUCCGAAAGACGGAAUGAAUCUAUCGAUAAUCAGUGUAGUCUCAGUAUUAACAAUUCUAACUCGAACAUGUUUGACAGAUCUAGUAAUACAACAACAACUAUCAACCGAAGCGACUCGGAUGCUAGCGAAGGAAAAGCAAAUGAGCAAGAAAUGUGUUCACACAAGCAGAACGAAGGCGAUUAUAUAAUGAAUUGCAAAGACUGUAGUAAAUUAUCUGUAGAAGUAGCAGAAAUUAAAUUGGACUUGGCAUUAUUAUUCCUAAAAGUUAAUACUGCUGAAGCUCCCGCUACAUGUGAAUGCAAUCGGCUACGAAACGAAAAUCAGCUAUUGAAACAAGAAAUUAAAUUACUCAAGGAAACACUGCACGGCAUGGAAUUGUCAAAAUCGCCAAUUAACAUUGCUAUCGAUAAUAUGAAUAAUCAACCAACCAUCACUGACAAUGACUCUGUUAUACUAAUUGAUAUAGAAGAAUCUGAAGUUAACGUAAACACUAAUAUGAAUAAUUUACCAUCUGCGACAUACAAAGAGAAACAAUAUAAUACCCGAGGGCCAGUUGUUAAUGACUCUCUUAUGAAAUAUAGAAAUCCCAAUAAACCAGUCGUGCAAGACUCCCUGACCCCAUUCGACCAUCUCCUAAAAGAAAAGGCCGCCUUAAACGCCAACAUGCAUCGUCAUAAGAGGAAUCAAGUGCAUAAUUCUCCAACUAACAGAACGCAUUUCUCGAAACCUAAUUACCGGCGCAAUCAGGCCGCCUUAAACGCCAACAUGGAUCGUCAUAGAAGGAAUCCAAUGCAUAAUUCCUCAACUAACAGAACGCAUUUCUCGAAACCUAAUUACCGGCGCAAUCAGUUUUCCGAGCCUAAACAUCAAUAUCGUCAAGCAAAUUUUCCCUCAAAGAUUUUUCGAAGCGGUCGCUAUCGGUGGAUUCCGAAACCAAGAACAACAGCAGACUAUACAGAUACAAGAGCAAGUCAAAUCAAAUCAACCCGGCAUACAAAGUGA